Messenger RNA from Hippocampus zosterae (dwarf seahorse), 1520 nucleotides. RefSeq names its product calcium binding protein 39 (gene cab39). Gene Ontology annotation, molecular function: protein serine/threonine kinase activator activity. The record is from RefSeq and is a predicted model, not a curated record. Bases 353 to 1378 code for a protein of 341 amino acids. Lineage: Eukaryota; Metazoa; Chordata; Actinopteri; Syngnathiformes; Syngnathidae. Gene Ontology annotation, biological process: intracellular signal transduction. The transcript is spliced from 9 exons.
GCUAGAGACACGGGACGUUGACAGUGGCGCUUCUGCUCAUGUUCGCAGCCAGAUAACAGCGACCGAAGGGAUCUGGCGAACUGGCUUCACAUUAACAACUAUCUACAGUACGAACAAGCGGGGAUACGACGCAGGAAAACAAAGCACUUUUUGUUCUUAGUUAGGCCUGCGUUGCCUUUAACCGACGUGACGAAUUGGGGGAAACGAGUGAAAACGCCGUUCACGAGGUAAUCUGCUGCAUUUCCAGUGUUCCCACUUUUUGGAGAUUAUGUUGUGCGACUGCCUAAUUGAACGGUUGAAGCCCCAAAAGGUGGACUGCGCCCUGCCCAAUUUGUCGUGGUAACCCACCGCCAUGCCGUUCCCCUUUGGCAAGUCCCACAAGUCGCCGACGGACAUCGUCAAGAACCUAAAGGACAGCAUGACGGUGCUCGAAAAGCAUGACAUCUCUGACAAAAAGGCCGAGAAGGCCACGGAAGAGGUGUCGAAGAGCCUGGUGGCCAUGAAGGAAAUCCUGUACGGGACUAAUGAGAAAGAGCCUCAGACGGAAGCAGUGGCCCAACUGGCUCAGGAGCUUUAUAACAGCGGUUUGCUCAGCACGCUGAUAGCCGACCUGCAGCUCAUUGACUUUGAGGGCAAGAAAGAUGUAGCUCAGAUCUUCAACAACAUCUUGAGACGUCAGAUUGGCACUCGGACACCGACGGUGGAAUACCUCUGUACCCAGCAGAAUAUACUCUUCAUGUUACUAAAAGGGUACGAGUGUCCGGAGAUUGCCCUAAACUGUGGAAUCAUGUUGAGGGAGUGCAUCCGACACGAACCCCUAGCCAAAAUCACACUGUGGUCGGAGCAGUUUUAUGACUUUUUCCGAUACGUGGAGAUGUCCACAUUUGACAUUGCCUCAGACGCUUUCGCCACUUUCAAAGAUCUCCUUACAAGACACAAGCUACUGAGCGCAGAGUUUCUGGAGCAACAUUAUGACAGAUUCUUUAGUGAAUACGAGAAGUUACUCCACUCUGAAAACUAUGUGACAAAAAGGCAGUCCCUCAAGUUACUGGGAGAGUUGCUCCUUGACCGGCACAACUUCAGCAUCAUGACAAAGUACAUCAGCAAGCCCGAAAAUCUGAAACUCAUGAUGAAUUUGCUACGUGACAAGAGCCGCAACAUUCAGUUUGAGGCGUUCCACGUUUUCAAGGUGUUUGUGGCCAACCCGAAUAAGACGCAGCCCAUCCUGGACAUUUUAUUGAAAAACCAGGCCAAGCUCAUCGAGUUCCUCAGCAAGUUCCAGAACGACAGAACGGAAGAUGAACAGUUCAAUGAUGAAAAGACCUACCUGGUCAAACAAAUCCGGGACCUCAAGAGGCCUGCUCCGCAGGAGGCUUGAGGCAGGGUUGCCAAGGACAACGAGGGGGGCGGGGCCAUCAUGUCUCGACCGCUUAACACCUGCCUAACAGACCCAUCAGCUGCUGCUGUUCUGCUUUCUGAAGAAAAAAAUUUGGAAGCAAACUUAAAAACAACAACAAAAA